AUGUCGACUGCUCUUACCUACAAUAAGGAACUAGAACCAUUCCUUACAAUUGUCGAACUACUAUAUAUGACACUAGCAACAACAGGGACAACUACACUGAUAAACUUCGUCACUGAUGUGAAACUCAGUACCACUGUUAGAUUAUCGUUAUGUAACGCCUCCAUAACUGAUUUCAACUCUUUAAAGUCCGAAUUGUUAGGGAAAUAUAAAAAUAACCGAACAAUCCCGCAAAUACAUUCAGUACUAAACAGCACUUACCAAAAUAAAUCAGGUGUCACGGUAUACAAAGACAAAAUUUUGUCUCUAGUUGAUGAGUUGAAUCAACUUCAGAUUCAAGAAUUGGGUAACGAAGCAACUUUGAGCGAAAAAAAGGUCAUCACGCGCAUGAACGAGACAUACGCGUUAACUAUCUUUAAAAAGGGAUUAAAUGACCAGCUCAAAAACACUAUAUUUUCAGCAAGACCCACAACCUCUUCUGAUGCUGUAUCUUUACCGCAAGAAUUGGAGAAUAUAGAGCUACAGGCCACAUCCAACAUCAACAAUAACUACAGCUACAAUAACAAUAACCGCAAUAAUAAUAAUAAUGGGAAUAAUAACCAUAGAAACAGUAACAAUAAUAGAAGCCAUAGGAACAGAAACAACUAUAAUGAUAGACGAAACGUACACAUUACCACGAAUCAGGGAAAAGUAAUAGGUUCCGGAGAGGAUACACAGAACCUCCCGGAAAUAAAUAUUUACGAUGCAAAGAGGCAUCUAUCGUUCUUAAUAGACACAGGUGCAGACGUGUCUAUCUGUAAAAAUAAUGUUAGUAGGAACUUAGAAGAUAGUGAGAAUAGAAUUAAACUCACUGGUAUAACACAAGAAGUCACUACAUCGUUAGGAACUUCUUGUUUAGAUCUAUUAAUUGGGAAUCAACGAAUCAGGGAAUCAUUCCACAUCGUGGACAUAAAACAAAUGUUGCAAAAAGCUAUGAAUAAUUACAAUAAAAGAUUCCAUUCGACUAUCAAGUGUACCCUAUUGGAAGUACAUCAUAAAGUAGAUUUCGAUAAAAUAAGGAAAAACUUGAAGGAAACAAAAGGAAAGUACUUGAAAAAGGUCAACGAAAACCGCGAAAGCUAUGUAGAAACGGUUUAUCAAGAACUACUAGGCAGUUCGACACAAACAUCUCCCAAGAUAUAG
This is a messenger RNA of Hermetia illucens (black soldier fly), 1179 nucleotides long. RefSeq lists its product as uncharacterized. The transcript is spliced from 4 exons. Lineage: Eukaryota; Metazoa; Arthropoda; Insecta; Diptera; Stratiomyidae. The record is from RefSeq and is a predicted model, not a curated record. Bases 1 to 1179 code for a protein of 392 amino acids. Gene Ontology annotation, biological process: proteolysis. Gene Ontology annotation, molecular function: aspartic-type endopeptidase activity.